AGAGCUUCCCUCCCUCCUACAAUACACACAUUGAGGUCCAUCCACUGUGUCUGCGUGUUCCUUCAUACCUGAGUGAAAAGCUCUCGUCCACGGUGCUCUUGCGAAUCGACAAGUAGUGCCUCGUGUAUAAGAAUCGCACCACCUGCAUCAAUUGUGUCCUGAGGCGUGUUAUCUAUCAACUCUAUUGGAAAGCGACUCUUGACGAGAUAGUCCAUAUUCAAGUGUGUUUCUCCUCCAUCGCGGACAAUAUUACCACCAUGCUGUCACCACGUUCUCAAGCUGAUCAGACGGUGAUUCAGCAGCAUCACCAAGUGCAUCAGCAGUAUCACCAGGUGCCACAACAGUUUUUCAUAUUCCAACACCAGGCUUCCAGCCCGUCCAGUACCCACUGUCUGGUCAGCCUCUACAACAGGCACAUGGCGAAAUACAGCCACAACAACCGUACAACAACUACACCACCCAGAACGUUGCGCAGCAUAGUAACGGCCCGUACUCUGUUCCGAUUAGUGGUGCGGUCUUCUUUGAUGGGAAUAAUCAACGACAAUUGCCGGCAAACUGUUACUAUCCACCGCCUGCUAUUCCAGCCCAUGUGGCUCAGCAGCAGUCAUUGGGACUUGGCAACAGUGAGCCCCAGAAUACAAGCACCAUUGGCCAGCAGCAGCAGCAGCAACAACAAUCACAGUCACAGUCACAUGCUCCACAGCUACAACCUUUACAACCUCUUCAGGCUCAGCGAAGUCCACAGCUGCUAGCACAAGCACAAUCAUCACAGCAGACGUUACAGCCCUCAUUGCAGCAUCCCUUCGAUAACAGUGCUUUCCACUCGCAUCCUGAUUCUCUGUCAUUUGCAGCUUCAACGUCACUUGCUAAUUCCUUCUCGGGACCAUCAGGUGUACAACUUCAUGCUG
Williopsis jadinii is the source of this 908-nucleotide messenger RNA. RefSeq lists its product as uncharacterized. The record is from RefSeq and is a predicted model, not a curated record. The transcript has 2 exons. Bases 258 to 752 code for a protein of 164 amino acids. Lineage: Eukaryota; Fungi; Ascomycota; Saccharomycetes; Phaffomycetales; Wickerhamomycetaceae.